Messenger RNA from Teleopsis dalmanni, 1102 nucleotides. It is a transcript of the gene Ufd1-like, whose product is annotated as ubiquitin fusion degradation protein 1 homolog. Lineage: Eukaryota; Metazoa; Arthropoda; Insecta; Diptera; Diopsidae. The record is from RefSeq and is a predicted model, not a curated record. The coding region runs from base 179 to 1081 and encodes 300 amino acids. The transcript is spliced from 5 exons. Gene Ontology annotation, cellular component: VCP-NPL4-UFD1 AAA ATPase complex. Gene Ontology annotation, molecular function: polyubiquitin modification-dependent protein binding.
UAAAUUUCAAUAUGUAACAAAAUUUUUUUCAGUGUUUUCAAUGAUUUUAAGUUAGUCCUACCAAAUCAACUAAAUUAUUCAGUAAGCAGCUGAGCGUAUUGUAUCACGAACUGCGUAUAAAAUAAAACAAGAAAAAACAAAGUCAUCGUUAAAAUAAAUCAAAAUAUUAGAAAGAAAAAUGUUUCAGUUUAGUGGUUUUAAUAUGGUGUUUCCUGAGGGUGGGAGACAUUUCAAAGUAAAUUACAAAUGUUACUCUGUGUCGAUGUUACCGGGAAAUGAACGACAAGAUGUAGAGAAGGGAGGAAAAAUUAUUAUGCCACCAUCAGCUUUAGAAAUGCUAACUCGUUUUAAUGCAGAAUAUCCAAUGCUAUUCAAGUUGACUAAUGCCAAGAAAGCACGCGAGUCACAUGCAGGCGUACUUGAAUUUGUAGCGGAUGAAGGAAAAUGCUAUAUACCUUACUGGAUGAUGGAUAAUUUAAUAUUAGAAGAAGGAGACACUUUAACAGUAGAGAAUGUUUCGUUGCCGGUAGCGACUUUUUCAAAAUUUCAACCACACAGUACUGAUUUUCUAGACAUAACUAAUCCAAAAGCUGUACUUGAGAAUGCUUUGCGUAAUUUUGCUUGUUUAACAGCUGGAGAUGUAAUUGCUAUUAAAUAUAAUAAAAAGAUAUAUGAACUUUGCGUAUUGGAGACUCGUCCUGGCAAUGCGGUCACUAUAAUUGAGUGUGAUAUGAAUGUUGAGUUUGAAGCUCCUGUUGGAUAUAAGGAGCCGAGUAAACCAAGAGAUGAGCAACCCCAGGAGGUAACUCAAGAUAAUGUAAUGGAAGAAGUUGUAGAAACCUUUCAAGGUUCUGGUGUACGCUUAGAUGGAAAACAAAAGAAAGAGAGUCAGUUAAAUAAUCCAGUCAUCAGGAAGAUAUUGCCACGCGGGGUUCCAGAUUAUGACUUCAAAUUUGGAUCUUUAAAAUUUGAUCGUUCAGUAAAACCCAUAAGUGAAAGGGUUGCCAAAAGUGAGGAAGAAGACAUGGAAUCAAAUAGUUUUCAAGGAGAAGGAUUUAGCAUGAAAAAAUCUCGAAAAUAAUUCUAAAUCUAUAAAAUACUU